AGUGUUUUGACGUAUAAUGUGAGCAAUUGGUGGAGAUAACAGUACAUCGGGUGAUGCGUUGUUUAUAGUAUCAGGUGGUGUUGUAGUUUGGCAAUAAAUAAUACAAAAUGUGGAGUCCAACUCACGUUUUAGUUACAGUCCAUAGAGCCAGAGGAUUGCUGACUAAAGGCAGGAAUGGAACCAAUGAUGCCUUUGUUACUAUUGCACUUGGUAAGGAGAAGUAUCAGACGUCAGUCAAGGAGAAGGCAGACAAAGAUGUCGAAUGGCAUGAAGAAUGUGAACUGCCAAUACCUAAACAAGGAAAUACAGCUGAAAUUGUCUUGACAGCAUUACACCGCAAUUUUAUGGGUGUAGAUGAAUUCCUAGGAGUAAUUAACAUUCCUCUGGCAGACUUUGAUGUGUAUGAAAGGCCAAGAUGCAAAUGGUAUGAGCUAAAAAGUAAGCCUGGUAAGGAGAAACAGAAACACAGGGGAGAACUUGAAGUGAAAGUAACAUUUAUAGUGAAAGCUGGAAGCCUCACCGAUCUAAGUAAAAAAGAAAAACACAAGUCCCUUGGACAGUUGUCUCACAUGGCACAAUCUGUCGGUGGCAGUCUACUCAGUAUUGGAAGUUUGGAAAAGAGGAAGAGCUUGAAGAAAAUAGCCAAAAGUAUAGGAAAGAAAGUGGGGAAAGGCUCAAAUAGCAAGUUGAAGGAAGAGUCAUUUGAUGGAAAUCUUGGUCCCAGCCACCGAAGAAUUGGCCAGAUCGCUGGAGAAGCUGACCCUGGUGUAAUCAGUGAAGAUGAGGAUGAAUUCACUUUUGAUGACCUGUCUCACAAAAGUUCCCUGAGUUCUCUGAGUACAAGUCAGCAAACGGCAGCAACUCCACCUGCUGGAUCCCUUGAAAAUUUGGCAGGAGGAGAAUUUUUGCGAAGAACAAACAUGACUGGUACAGCUUCUGUUCCACCUAAGCCACCAAGAAGUGUUUCACAGGAUAAGACUGUUGAUGAAUGGGAACAGAAAUUAUAUGGAAAGCAGGGGAAAGAUUCAGUUAUUAAUAAUUCAGAUACACUAAAGAGAAGGUCUUGGGAUACAUCGAAGUCAUUUACUAUGAGUCAGUGUGAAGAUAAAGAAUUUGAUAACAUCACUCAUGCAAGCACACCAGCAAUUGUCCGCGCAAAUACAAUAGACACUCCAGUGGCAGCACUACGAAAGAUUAAUGAAGAUAUUCCAAGAAAUGUUACUGAAACCAUCACACAGGAUGAUAAAGAAAAGGAAAAAACAAAAGAAAAAGAAAAAGAUAUCUCAAAACUUGCAAGACGCUUUAAUAAACAUUUUCGUAAAGGUGAUCCGAAGAAUGAGGAAGCUAUACCAGAGGUGAAAACUCCUACUGCAGAAGAGCGAAUAAUUAUAGGUGGUGAAAAUGAUGAUAAAAAAGUCCGUACUUGUGGGAAUAAAACACCAGAUUCUGUUAUCCAAAAAUAUGAAAAUAAUACCAAAGAAGAAUUGAUUUCAAUAAUAUAUAACCUUCAGCUCACUGUUGAAGACCAAAACAAGAAAGUGAAAGAUCUUGAAGACUAUCUGGAUAAUUUACUGCUGCGAGUAAUGGAAACAACUCCUCGUAUCCUCCAGAAUCCGUAUGUGAGUGUCAAAACAGAAAUAGACUCUAGCCUGCUUCAUGGGAAUCAGUCAUCUCAGCAACAAUCUUCCAUUGAAGUACUUCAUACAAAUACUUCAGCUACCUGUAAACUUGUAGUGGAACAUUGAAUGACAAAUUGUUGCUAUCCCACUAUUGCUGUUCAGGAGAACAGUGAUUAUCCUGAAAGUUCAAAUGAAAACCUUUAUAUGCUGUUUUAAAUUGUGUUGUAGUGAUUUUAUUUUUGUGUGUGGAAAAGCAGUAUUUCCUCAUGCUGUAGUACUUUUUAGAUUAUAAUUCAUGACCAUAUGUAAACCUGAAUGUUACAUAGGAUCUGACAGAAAACUGUUGUUAGAUACUUGUCUGUGAAACAGUAGAAAAGUAGAUACCAGCUUUGUUUUUUUGUGCUGUGGUAUGCAGUGAGGCUUUUUUAUGAGUGCUUUUAUGGCUUAAGACUGUGACUAUCAUUGUGUAAACAAGAAAUCUUAAAAUGUAUUAAUUGUAUGACCACUUUUGCCAGAUUAUCUGUUUUUCAUGUGUUAGUUUAUCUGACAUUGCAUUUUAGCCUGUGACACUUCAUUGUGUCAUAUUUUUACAUGCUUUGUUUUGACAGAAAAAAAAUGGCGAGUGGUUAGAGAAAUAAAUAGAGUAACAAUUGAAGAUAGUUACAAAGAACAAGUCUCCCUCUUGAAGAAAGGGCAUAUACUUUUCUUCUUGCCAUGACAACUAUGUAUCUUCAUCCCCAGUCACAAUAGUGUGCCGCUUCCUGCUAACUUCAUGUAGAUACACAGGAAGUUAAAUUCUCAUAACUGAAACCAAAAGUUCAUUUAUUAUAGCGUAACUUGUUAAGUAAUUUGGUGGUCAAUCUGUUUCUUAGGAGUGACCUAGUUAUACCACCACAGAUUUCUCUAAUUUUUCUAUAAUAUUGAUUGCCCCUGUCCCUGUACCUGCAUUGCUAUAUGCCGUCCAGCAAUUGGAUUUUCUUUUUUUUCAUAGAAUAACUUCAUUGUAGUACAUAAUUUAUUAGAACCAUUUCCAUCACUAUAACAAAAACUUUAUUUUUUAAUUUCUUUA
This is a messenger RNA of Schistocerca serialis cubense, 2688 nucleotides long. It is a transcript of the gene Rip11, whose product is annotated as rab11 family-interacting protein 1. Gene Ontology annotation, biological process: regulated exocytosis. The record is from RefSeq and is a predicted model, not a curated record. Gene Ontology annotation, molecular function: small GTPase binding. Gene Ontology annotation, cellular component: intracellular membrane-bounded organelle. The transcript has 12 exons. NCBI's taxonomy places the organism in Eukaryota, Metazoa, Arthropoda, Insecta, Orthoptera, Acrididae. The coding region runs from base 108 to 1745 and encodes 545 amino acids.